AAUGCGGGAGACCCGGGUAUGAUCCCUGGAUCGGAAAGAUCCCCUGGAGAAGGAAACGGUAACCCACUCCAGUAUUCCUGCCUGGAGAAUCCCAUGGGCGGAAACAGAAGUUUCCCAUGGACCGAAUCCCAUGGACCGAAACAGAAGUCUCUGCUGCGACCUUGGAGGAGGAAGCUGGCUUCCGCCGCACCCACACCCGCCCACACCUCUCCCGAGCCAUCGCGCCUGUGUGUCUCUUCCUUGGCUCUUUCCCCCCACACUCGGUAUUUUCAAGCACCGAGAAGCAGACACGAGCACCCUCUCUCUAGUUCUGUUUUUGGGUUUUUUUUUUUUUUCCUCACCUAAUCUUUCCCAUACUGGGUGUUCGCUGUACUAGUUUCUGGGACCUUAUUCUUUUCUGAGUCCCCAGCCCCAAGCAGAAGACGUGGCACUCGAAAGAGGUGCUCGAAAGAGUUGCUGAGAAAUUUUGGAUUUUAAAUUGAGAGAUUAAAAAUCCAGAUUUCUAACUGCUCUCUAAAAACUAGAAGAUCUUCUACCACUGGGCCCUUUAUCCUUGAAGAGCAGCAGCUGUUGACUUUACUAGUUUCUUCCAGGUAUGGAUCAGUUGAAGCAGAUCAUCUCCUUAGGCCAGCUUAUCUACAACCAGUGUGGGGAGAUGAAAUACUGCCGGAAACAGUGCCGACGUCUAGGGGACCGAGUCCAGGGCCUGCUGCAGCCUCUGCAAAUGCUCCAGGACCAAGGAGAGAGGAAUCUGCCCUCCCAGAUCACCACUGCGCUGAGCCGUUUCCAGGCUGCCCUAGAGGAAGCUAAGGAGCAGAUAGACAAGUUCAGCAAUAAGUCCAAUAUGCAGAAGUUUCUAACAGCAGGGCAUGACAGCAUAGUCUUUGGUGGGGUGAACCAGAGGCUGAGCGAUGUCUGGGAGGAGCUCUCUCUGCUGCUCCAGGUGGAUCAGUGGAGGCACGCUUCAAGCCUCAACCCAGGAGCGUCCUGGCAACAAGAAGAUCAACAGGAUGCAGAGGAGGACAGGAAAGCUCUCCAAGGACUGAGUGAGAAAGAAACUGUAAAAACUUUAUUGAGGCAACUGGACAACAUGAAGGAAACCAUCGAAGCCGUGAGGAGCUGGAUAAGGUCAGAUUCACAGAAACCCAAGAAGGGGUUCCCACAAGAUCAAAUCAAGGAGAUUAAGAAGGAGGAGCUUCCAGAAGCCGAUUGGAUCCUACUAAAGGAAAAUGAAUCCAGCACUCUUUAUGAAGGAAAAUACCACGAAUCUCCAGUGGCCAUAAAAGUAUUCAAGAACUCCCAGGCCCAAGGCAUUGGAAUAGUGAGGCAUACUUUCAAUAAUGAAAUCAGAACCAUGAAGAAGUUUGAUUCCCCCAACAUCCUGCGCAUGUUUGGGAUUUGCAUUGAUGAAGCAGCGAUCGGCUCUUUUCCAUCAGUGACGCCCCCUCAGUUAUCCAUCGUCAUGGAGUACUGUGAGCUUGGGACCCUGAGGGAGCUGCUGGAUCGGGAAAAGGACCUCACCCUGGCCAAGCGCGUCAUCCUGACCCUGGGGGCAGCCAGAGGCUUGUACAGGCUGCACCAUUCGGAAACACCCUCAGAACUCCACAGGAACAUCAGCAGCACGAGCUUCCUGGUGACUAAAGACUACAGCGUGAAGCUUGCAGGAUUUGAGUUGAGCAAAACACAGACUUCCAUCAGCCGACAAACUGGGGGAAAAGAAGCAGAGAGAGUCAAUUCUGCUGCGUACAUCUCUCCCCAGAGGUUGGAAAAUGUGUAUAGUAAAUACGACAUAAAAGCUGAAAUAUACAGCUUCGGAAUUGUUCUCUGGGAGAUCGCCACUGGGAAGAGCCCAUUUGAAGGUUGUAAUUCCAAAAAGAUCUACCAGCUGGUGGCUGAGUCCCGGCACCGGGAGCCAGUGGGUGAAGAUUGCCCUUCACAGUUGCAGGAGAUCAUUGAUGAUUGCCGUGCCUAUGAACCCUCCAGGAGGCCCUCUGUUAAAGAAAUCUUAAAGAGACUGUCUCCCUUUUGUUAAACCAAGUAUUGAAACUGAAACUGUGUCCCUGAACAAGGAGCUGGAAGAACAGGAGUUGGACAUUUUUUUCUCUCAAACCUUUCAGCAUGGAUUUAUUUAUGGAUACAGGGAGGCAGCACUUCUCUAUAACAAAUAGAAAACAACUCCAGUAAUUCAUCCCACUCCCAGUGAUACUGUCAAAAAUACACCUUUGAUAAUAACUCUGA
Dama dama (fallow deer) is the source of this 2238-nucleotide messenger RNA. RefSeq names its product mixed lineage kinase domain like pseudokinase (gene MLKL). The record is from RefSeq and is a predicted model, not a curated record. Gene Ontology annotation, molecular function: protein kinase activity; ATP binding. NCBI's taxonomy places the organism in Eukaryota, Metazoa, Chordata, Mammalia, Artiodactyla, Cervidae. The transcript is spliced from 12 exons. Bases 596 to 2032 code for a protein of 478 amino acids. Gene Ontology annotation, biological process: cell surface receptor signaling pathway; protein phosphorylation.